UUGUAGCGUUUUUAUUUUAUUUUCUUUCUUCUUUCAAAAAACCGAUGCAGUGUUGAUUCUGAAUUUUGGAUCACGACGGAACCCUCGUUUCACCCCUUCUCUCUCCGUCGCUGCAAUUGGUGCCUCCGUCGUUUUCAUCAUUCCAAUCCCUAAUUAACCCCCCAACUCACGCUUUUGCAUUUUCACCUCCUCCCUUCGACUUCAACGCUAUUCUCUCUUCCGAUCAAUAGUAUCCUCAGGUUAGUGGAGCAAGGCUGUGGGUGAAGAUGAAUUUGCAACAAGUUGGGCAGCCUAAAUCUUCUAAUGGAUAUGGUCGUCGGAAAUCUGAAAAAGAUGGGGCAUCCAAAUCGGAUAAUAAGAUUCCCCCUGGAAAAUCAAAUGCUGGCAGAUUAGCAAGUACAGGUGCAGUGACAAGUAGUAAAGGUGGUAGUUAUGAGAGUCCUUCACGUGAUCGACUGGUAUAUUUAACAACAUGCCUUAUUGGGCAACAGGUGGAAGUCCAGGUGAAAAAUGGAUCUAUAUACUCUGGAAUAUUUCAUGCUACAAAUACUGAGAAAGAUUUUGGAAUCAUUUUGAAAAUGGCUUGCUUGACAAAGGAUGGGUCUUCGCAAGGGCAGAGCUCCGGUGCUGAAUUUGUCAGCAAAGCUCCUUCUAAAACUUUAAUUAUACCUGGAAAAGAACUUGUACAAGUUAUAGCGAAGGAUGUUGCUGUUUCUACAGGUGACCUAGCCAGUGAACCUCACUAUGAUGUGCAUCAGGAGAUCAUGGUUGAUUCGGUAAUAUCUCAAUCUCGUCAUGUUGAUUUAGGGAGAGAAUUACACCGAUGGGUACCUGAUGAAGAUGUUCCACAAUGCCCUGAACUUGACAAUAUCUUUGAUGGCCCUUGGAAUAGUUCUAGGGGCUGGGAUCAGUUUGAAACGAAUAAAAUGUUGUUUGGGGUAAAAAGCACAUUUGAUGAGGAACUCUAUACUACAAAGCUUGAAAAAGGGCCUCGGAUGAGAGAAUUGGAGAUGCAAGCACUAAGAAUAGCAAGAGAAAUUGAGGGUGAGGAAACCCAAGAUAUUCAUCUAGCAGAGGAAAGAGGCCUUUACCCUGAUGACUUUGACAUUGAUGAAGAGACCAGAUUCUCUUCCGUAUAUAGGGGUAAAGGUGUUGACGAUGAAUAUGAUGAAAAUGAAGACAAUUUUUUGGAUUCCCACAAUUCUGAAACGUUUGGAGAUAUGUCGGAUUCAGUCAUAAAGAGACCAGGAAAGGUAAGUGGUGGCAAAGGCAAAAAUGGAGCUCAAACAUGGUCAAAUUUCUCGACUAUGUCAUCUCAGUCAAAAACUGGUGGAGAUAUAUGCCUCUCUGGUUCUUAUGAUCAUGCUAAGCAGUUAUCAUCUGAAGUCUCUGGUCAAAGUUACUCAUUUUCAGAUGCGGAAAGCAGGAUUCAGGAUAACUCAGUUUGUGAUCUACAUGGAGCCAAUGGUAACACCAAGGAAGAAAAUCAGACGCAAGCUGAGGAUGUACAGCUGUCAAAAUAUCAGGAUUUACGUCCAGCACUCAACUUGAAGAAAGAUGGAUCUGAUAAAGUGGGAUUAUCUCCUACUAAUGCCUCCUCCUAUACCUCCUCUACUCAUAUUUCAUCGAAGGUUGAUGAAAAAACUGGAUCACAUGGAGACUUGACUGGGGGUUCAGAAUCUGUCAAAGCAAGUUGGGAAACAAAGUCCUUAAAUUCACGUGGAAGAUCAGAAACACGUAUAUCAUCUGGUUCAGAUUUUAUAGCAAGUGUGGCAACAUAUUCUGGUCCAAGUUUAUCACCAAGUUCUUCACUUGGUUCACUGUCUUCCGACAAAUCAACUCUGAAUCCCUAUGCGAAGGAAUUUAAACUGAACCCUAAUGCUAAGAGUUUCGUUCCGUCUCAAGCACCUGUUAGGCCUCGCUCCCCGGUGUCUGAUGGUUCCUUCUAUUACCCAGCAAACGCAUCUACUGUACCGAGUAUGCCAACCAUGCCAAUGGGUGUCGGAGUUGGAACUUCUUUUGCCGGGCCACAGCCUAUGAUGUAUAAUCCACAAGCACAAAUGCCAUCCCAACCAUAUUUUCAUCAGAAUGGACCACAGUAUGGACAAAUUCAUGGUCAUCCUAGACAAGUUCUAUACAUGCCCAAUUACCUACCUGAGACACCACCAUAUAAGGGACGGAACUAUUAAUUGCCAAGUUGACUAUGUUCUUGACAAGUUAGCCCUUGCCUGAAAAGAAUUGACGAAGUGAGAGUUUCAAAUGAAGAAGAUAGCUUCAGCUUAUGGGAGGAUUCUCUCCAUAGAAGUUCAAUAAUUUACAAGCAAGAUGGUUCAUUCUGGAACAUAAGUUAUUGAUCUUUUAAUCUCUCACAUCUUUUGUGAUUCCUGUGUUUUCCUUAAUGUAGUAGCUGCUUUACUCAGAUUGGCACUUUUUUCUUUAUUUAUCAUGUUAUCAUGCAACAUUUACUCUAAUUAAUAUGUGUCUCCCAUGGUUUAAUUACUGCGGUCUUUUGACCUUUAGUCA
Messenger RNA from Lathyrus oleraceus (garden pea), 2523 nucleotides. RefSeq names its product polyadenylate-binding protein-interacting protein 3. Gene Ontology annotation, biological process: cytoplasmic stress granule assembly. Lineage: Eukaryota; Viridiplantae; Streptophyta; Magnoliopsida; Fabales; Fabaceae. The coding region runs from base 267 to 2189 and encodes 640 amino acids. Gene Ontology annotation, cellular component: cytoplasmic stress granule. The record is from RefSeq and is a predicted model, not a curated record. The transcript is spliced from 15 exons. Gene Ontology annotation, molecular function: mRNA binding.